This is a messenger RNA of Periophthalmus magnuspinnatus, 1132 nucleotides long. It is a transcript of the gene tppp2, whose product is annotated as tubulin polymerization-promoting protein family member 2. Gene Ontology annotation, cellular component: microtubule. Gene Ontology annotation, biological process: positive regulation of protein polymerization; microtubule polymerization; microtubule bundle formation. Lineage: Eukaryota; Metazoa; Chordata; Actinopteri; Gobiiformes; Gobiidae. The coding region runs from base 113 to 652 and encodes 179 amino acids. The transcript is spliced from 4 exons. The record is from RefSeq and is a predicted model, not a curated record. Gene Ontology annotation, molecular function: tubulin binding.
UUUGGAGUCAGACGAGGAAGAGAGGGACGAAGGGCCGUGGCCGUUUGCAGGAAAUCAAGAGCAUCCCAAAUAUAGCAUCCAUCCAAAGACAGGUUGUGUUUUUCUCUGCAGUAUGGCUGACUCCUCGGCUGCGUCACUGGCAGAGGUUGAAACUGCUUUCCAGAAGUUUGCGGUUCACGGUGACACUAAAGCAACUGGCAAGGAGAUUAACAACAAGAACUUUGCAAAACUGUGCAAGGACUGUCGUAUCAUUGAUGGAAAAAACGUCACCACUACAGAUGUGGACAUCGUUUUCAGCAAAGUCAAGGCAAAAGCAGCCCGAGUGAUCACAUUUGAGCAAUUCAAGCAGGCGUUGGCAGAGCUGGCUCCAAAACGCUUUAAAGGGAAGAGCCAGGAGGAGGCAGUGGAGCAGAUGUAUGGCCUCAUCGCUGGGAAGGAACCUGCUAAAGUUGGAGUCACUAAAGCUGCAAAGGCUGGUGCCGUGGACAGACUAACGGACCCCAGCAAGUACACUGGAGCACACAAGGAGCGCUUUGACGAGUCGGGCAAAGGGAAGGGGAAGGCGGGCAGAGAGGACAUUGCCGACACCAGCGGAUACGUGGGGGCUUACAAAGGGAGUGGCACUUAUGACGACAAAGUUAAAGAGGCAUAACUCACCUCUUAUGAGAAAAGUAAUAAUCCUCAUGUAUUUUUAAAUAGACAGGCCAAUGGGGUCAUAAAUGAUACACGAUACUUACUGACAAGCUCCUCCUAUGAACGUAAAAAGCAUUUAUCUGAUAUCCCACAUCCUCUCUCAUCAUUACAAACCCUUUUUGCUCCGAAUGUCAAAGCAGCGACCAAAUUGUUGGCAUUAGAUUUGCAUUGUGCCUUUUGAAUCAAAUGAUAUGCCACGAAUCAGGAAAACUGUAUACAUUUUUAGAAGUAUAAUGAGUAAAUGUAUAAUUGUCUAUAACGCAGAAUUUGAAUGUUAAAAAUCUCUAAAUGACCAAAGUAAAUUGAAUAAUAACACUCUUCCAGUUUAUUACUUGCUUUGUGUUUUAUUUAUUGGUGAGUUCGGUUUGAAAUGUUAAUAUAAUGUGUUGAAUGAAUGUGAAUGUACAAAAAUACAAAAUAAAAUCAUGCCUCAAUACGG